CAUAUAUAUCUCCACAUUCUAUAUCUAUUCAUAUUGAUAUUCCCUCCGCCGGAUCCUUUCACUUUCUUUACUAAACAUAUUAUUAUUAUUAUCAAUAAUAAAUAUCAAAAUCUCUUUCUUUGGCUUCCUGCUAUCACAUAUCAUUCUCAACAGUUUAAUUUUGAAAGGGGAAAAUGAAGUUGAAGUUGUAGAGGCACUCGCUUCAUUCUACUAGGGGAAGAUGGGUUUUAAGGCUCUAGAUUUAUAUUGCCGCCCGGUGGAAAAUGGGGUAUGGGCAACGGCCGUGGAAAAUGAAUUUGGGCCUUACACACCAUGUGCAACAGAUUCUUUGGUUACUGGAAUUUCCCACUUGGUCCUUUUGGGAGCUUGCAUAUAUCGGAUAUGGGUGACAAAGAAGGAUUUUAAAGUGCAAAGGUUUAAAUUGAGGUCGAAUAUCUACAAUUAUUGGUUGGGGUUAUUGGCUUUUUGCUGUACUGCUGAGCCUUUGUUUAGAUUGAUAAUGGGCAUUUCGGCUUUGAAUGUUGAUGGAGAGUUUAGUCUUGCUCCAUAUGAGAUUGUUACCUUAAUUAUUAAGGCUCUUACAUGGUGCUGUAUGUUGGUCAUGAUCGGUCUCGAAACGAUUGUUUAUGUUUGUGAAGUUCGUUGGUUGGUGAGAUUUGGUGUUGUUUAUGCCUUGCUUGGAGAUGCUGUUUUGUUCAAUCUUGUGCUUUCCGUGAGCAAUUUUUAUACAAGAAAUGUACGCUAUCUCUUUUUCAGUGAGGUUGCCUUGCAGGUUCUCUUUGGGCUAUGUUUGAUUUUCUACCUUCCUAGUUUGGAUCCUUAUCCGGGAUAUACUCCGAUACGGGAAGAGUCUUUGGAUGAUGCUGAAUAUGAAGAACUUGCCGGCGGAGAACAAAUUUGUCCUGAGAGGCACACCAACAUUAUUUCUAGCAUCUUCUUCUCUUGGAUGGAUCCACUCAUGCAUUUAGGAUACAAAAGGCCUCUUACAGAGAAGGAUAUAUGGAAACUGGAUGAUUGGGACAAGACAGAAACACUAAACAGCAAAUUCCAAAUAUAUUGGGCAGAAGAGAUCCGCAAGCCUAAACCAUGGCUUUUAAGGGCUUUACAUCGUAGUCUUGGAGGAAGAUUUUGGUGGGGAGGCUUUUGGAAGAUUGGCAAUGAUCUUUCUCAGUUUGUUGGCCCACUGAUUCUGAACCAGCUAUUAUUGUCUAUGCAAGAACGCGGUCCAGCUCAGAUUGGUUACAUCUAUGCAUUUUCAAUUUUUGUUGGAGUGGUACUUGGCGUGCUAUGUGAGGCUCAAUAUUUUCAGAAUGUCAUGCGUGUUGGAUACCGUCUUCGUUCAACUCUGAUUGCUGCAGUUUUCCGGAAGACUUUAAGGCUAACUAACGAGAGUCGCAGAAACAUUGCAUCCGGGAAGAUAACAAAUUUAAUGACAACCGAUUCUGAAUCUCUCCAGCAAGUAAGCCAGUCACUUCACACUUUGUGGUCCGCCCCUUUCCGUAUCAUUAUUGCAUUGGUUCUUCUCUACCAACAAUUGGGCAUCGCCUCACUUCUUGGUGCUGCAUUGUUAGUUUUCAUGUUCCCCAUACAGACUGUGGUUAUCAGUAAGAUGCAAAAAAUGCAAAAGGAAGGAUUGCAGCGGACUGACAAGAGAAUUGGUCUCAUGAAUGAAAUCUUAGCAGCUAUGGACACUGUCAAAUGCUAUGCUUGGGAGAACAGUUUCCAAGGAAAGGUCCAAGGUGUUCGGACAGAAGAGCUGUCAUGGUUUAAGAAAGUACAAAUGCUAGGAGCGUUGAAUACUUUUAUAUUAAACAGUAUUCCGGUUGUGGUGAUUGUGGUUUCAUUUGGGUUGUUCACGUUACUUGGAGGACAGCUGACACCUGCUAGAGCAUUUACAUCACUCUCUUUGUUUGCUGUUCUGCGUUUUCCACUAUUCAUGCUACCGAAUAUGAUUACUCAGGUUGUAAAUGCCAAUGUGUCCUUGAAACGUUUGGAAGACUUGCUGUUGUCCGAGGAAAGACUUCUUCUUCCAAACCAACCUCUUGAACCAGGACUCCCGGCUAUCUCAAUUAGGAAUGGAUUCUUUUCUUGGGAUUCAAAGGCUGAUAAACCGACGCUUUCAAAUAUUAAUAUAGAUAUACCAAUUGGUAGCCUGGUGGCAAUAGUUGGAAGUACAGGGGAGGGGAAGACAUCGCUUGUAUCCGCUAUGCUUGGAGAACUUCCUCCAGUUAGUGAGGCACAUGUUAGUAUGAGAGGAACAGUUGCAUAUGUUCCACAAGUCUCUUGGAUUUUUAAUGCAACGGUACGUGACAACAUAUUGUUUGGAUCCCCCUUUGAACGUGCAAAGUAUGAGAAGACAAUAGAUGUAACUGCAUUGCACCAUGACUUGGACUUGCUUCCAGGCGGUGAUCUUACUGAGAUUGGUGAAAGAGGGGUAACCAUUAGUGGAGGGCAAAAGCAAAGAGUUUCCAUGGCUAGAGCUGUAUACUCUAACUCAGAUGUAUAUGUGUUUGAUGAUCCUUUGAGUGCUCUAGAUGCUCAUGUGGGCAGACAGGUUUUUGAGAAAUGUAUUAAAGAAGAGUUAAAUGGAAAAACACGAGUUCUAGUUACAAACCAGCUUCAUUUUCUAUCACAAGUGGAUAGGAUACUCUUAGUCCAUGAAGGCAUGGUGAAAGAGGAGGGAUCCUAUGAGGAACUUUCUCAGAAUGGUGAACUCUUCCAGAGAUUGAUGGAAAAUGCAGGGAAAAUGGAAGAAUAUGUUGAGGAACGGAAACAAGAAGAGGGAAAAGAGACUGGUGCAAAAAUCUCAAAACCCGUCACCAAUGGUGAGAUAGCUAAUGAGGCGGAUAAAAAGAAAGAAACCAAAUCUGUUCUCAUUAAGCAAGAAGAACGGGAAACAGGGGUUGUCAGCUUCAACGUUCUGAAAAGGUACAAAGAUGCAUUAGGAGGCUGGUGGGUUGUUGGUAUACUGUUUGGAUGUUACACAGCAACAGAAACUUUAAGAAUUAUGAGUAGUACUUGGUUAAGUGUUUGGACAGAUGAGAGCACUCCAAAGAUACACAGCCCGCUAUUCUAUAAUAUUAUAUAUGCACUUUUAUCACUUGGUCAAGUUUUGGUGACUCUAGGAAAUUCUUAUUGGUUGAUCAUCACGAGCCUUUUUGCAGCUAGAAAGUUGCACAAUGCUAUGCUUAAUUCCAUAUUGAGGGCUCCAAUGGUCUUUUUCCACACGAAUCCCCUAGGACGUAUUAUUAAUAGGUUUUCCAAAGAUCUCGGUGACAUAGAUCGGAAUGUUGCCCCAUUUGUCAACAUGUUUUUGGGCCAAGUUUCACAACUCUUGUCAACCUUUGUUCUAAUUGGAUUAUUGAGCACCAUGUCUCUCUGGGCUAUAUUGCCACUUUUGCUGGUGUUCUAUGCAGCUUAUUUGUAUUAUCAGAGCACCGCCCGUGAGGUAAAGCGAUUGGAUUCCAUAACCAGAUCUCCUGUGUAUGCACAAUUUGGGGAAGCACUGAAUGGUCUAUCCAGCAUUCGUGCAUAUCAAGCCUAUGAUCGAAUGGCCAAGAUUAAUGGGAGUUCCAUGGACAAUAACAUUAGGUUCACGCUAGUCAACAUGAGUGCAAACCGCUGGCUAGCAAUCCGAUUAGAAACAGUUGGUGGUCUCAUGAUUUGGUUGACCGCAACUUUCGCUGUUAUGCAAAAUGGCAAAGCAAGAAAUCAAGAAGCAUUUGCAUCCACCAUGGGUCUACUUCUAAGUUAUGCAUUAAAUAUUACAAGUUUAUUAACGGCUGUCCUUAGACUUGCAAGUUUAGCCGAAAAUAGCUUGAAUGCUGUUGAACGUGUUGGCACUUAUAUUGAGUUACCUUCUGAGGCUCCUCCUGUUAUUGAAGAUAACCGCCCACCACCUGGCUGGCCUUCUUCAGGAUCAAUAAAGUUUGAAGAUGUUGUUUUGAGGUAUAGGCCCGAACUUCCUCCAGUGCUGCAUGGUUUGAACUUUUUCAUUCCUCCAAGUGAUAAGGUUGGAAUAGUUGGAAGAACUGGGGCAGGAAAAUCCAGCAUGCUUAAUGCUUUGUUUCGGAUUGUGGAAUUGGAAAGAGGUAGAAUUAUUGUUGAUGAUUGUGAUAUUGCAAAGUUUGGGCUGACAGAUCUUCGCAAGGUUCUUGGUAUUAUACCCCAAGCACCUGUUCUUUUCUCAGGGACUGUGAGAUUUAACCUUGAUCCCUUUAAUGAGCACAAUGAUCCUGAUCUUUGGGAAUCUCUUGAGAGGGCCCAUUUGAAGGAAGUCAUCAGGAGGAACCCCUUGGGUUUAGAUGCCGAGGUCUCAGAGGCUGGAGAGAACUUCAGUGUUGGACAACGACAAUUGUUAAGUCUCUCACGUGCACUGCUUCGGAGAUCAAAGAUUCUUGUUCUUGAUGAAGCGACUGCGGCUGUUGAUGUCAGGACAGAUGCACUUAUCCAAAAGACCAUCCGUGAAGAAUUUAAGUCGUGUACCAUGAUCAUCAUUGCUCAUCGUCUUAAUACUAUUAUUGAUUGUGACCGCAUUCUACUGCUUGAUGCUGGUCAGGUUGUUGAGUAUGAUGCACCGGUAAAACUUUUACAAGAUGAACACACUGCUUUCUCGAAAAUGGUUCAAAGUACUGGGGCUGCAAAUGCAGAAUAUUUACGGAACUUAGCAUUUGGAGCAGAUGGAGAGAAGGCAGAGAAGGCUGCAAUAGAUGGUCAGAGGAGAUGGCUUGCCUCUUCACGGUGGGCGGCUGCCGCUCAGUUUGCUCUUUCUGCUAGCCUCACUUCCUCUCAUAACGACCUUGUGAAUUUGGAAAUUGUGGAUGAUAACAAUAUCCUUAAGAGAACAAAGGACGCUGUUGUGACUCUUCAGAGUGUUUUGAAAGGGGAACAUGAUAAAGAUAUUGAGGAGACGCUUGAACAGUCCCAGGUUCCAAGGGAGAGAUGGUGGUCUGCGCUCUAUAAAGUAGUAGAGGGUCUUUCGAUGAUGGGCAAGUUGGGUCGUAACAAGCUCCGGCAUUCAGAAUACGACUUCAAAGAUGAAACAAUUGAUUGGGACCAUGUUCAGAUGUAGGAUUUUUACUGAUCAAGUUAAGAUCCAUGUUGGUUCACAAGUGUACACCAACUAGGAAUGUAAUUUCAACUGCCAUUGUAAUUUUAGACGAGCCCUUUUUUCAUACUUUGGAGCAAGGUAGCAGAUAGAUUGGCGUGGCUCUAUGUCGAACUUUUGCUAAUUAGGUUUAAGCCUACAUAGGUUGAAAUAAUUUAUGCCAAGCGUGGAUUUUUGCCUCUUCUAGAAGUUGUGAAUAGUACUUUCCAACAAAGAAUUUCAAACUUGAAAUGUAAUUAGGAUUACACAAGGAAAGCACUUAUUUACUCUUUCAGCCCAUAAAUGAAACUGAGAAUUGCUAUUGUGUUUAACGAUCUUGAAUAAGAUGAUGAUUAAGCAUGAUUGCUAGUAGAGAAUGCAAUUUUAA
This is a messenger RNA of Erigeron canadensis, 5474 nucleotides long. RefSeq names its product ABC transporter C family member 2-like. Gene Ontology annotation, biological process: transmembrane transport. The record is from RefSeq and is a predicted model, not a curated record. Gene Ontology annotation, molecular function: ATP hydrolysis activity; ATP binding; ABC-type transporter activity. The transcript is spliced from 28 exons. Lineage: Eukaryota; Viridiplantae; Streptophyta; Magnoliopsida; Asterales; Asteraceae. Bases 221 to 5071 code for a protein of 1616 amino acids. Gene Ontology annotation, cellular component: membrane.